CGUAAAUAAUAUACAUAAAUAUUUGUGAUUGGAAAUACUCCAGUUAAUUGAUAAUCAUUACAAAAAUGAUCAAUUAGCUCCAGAUGAGAUAUAUUUCUACAAGGAGACUUUAUCCUAUGCCGCAGUACGUUCUUAACUCUUAUGUUGUGCACAAUAUUUUUACAGUGUUUUAACAAUAGCAAAAAUGACUAGUAAAUUAAUUAAAAUUGGGUUUAUCGGUGGUGGCAAAAUGGCCCAAGCAAUGGCCAAGGGAUUCAUAAAUACAGGUCUUACAAAAGGAGAGGCAAUGACAUCAAGCUGUCACCCCUCAGAUGCAUUAUCAGUUAAAGCUUUUAAGGAACUUGGUGCGAAAACAACUUUUGAAAAUAUCGAAGUAGUAGAAAAUUCAGAUGUAGUAGUAGUAGCCACAAAACCGUCAAUAGUGCCAGAGGCUUUAGGUGAUAUUAAGAAAAAAGAGACAAAGGCUGACAAAUUGUUUUUAUCGAUUGCAAUGGGAGUCACUAUAAAACAAUUAGAAAAGCUACUUCCUCAUGAAGCUAGAGUAAUGAGGGUGAUGCCAAAUACACCUGCUCUAGUUCAAAAUGCUGCAUCUGUAUUCGUUAGUGGUAAAAAUGCAACAAAAGACGAUGCUAGACUGGCAAAAAAACUGCUGCAAUCUAUAGGAACAUGUGAAGAAGUUCCAGAGAGUUAUCUUGAUCCUAUCACCGCUUUGAGCGGAUCAGGACCUGCUUAUGUGUACAUAAUGAUAGAAGCUUUGGCGGAUGGGGGCGUCAAAAUGGGUUUGCCUAGAGAUUUAGCAUUGAGGUUAGCUUCUCAGACGGUACUAGGAGCAGGACAGAUGGUUAGAGAUACAAUGAUUCACCCUGGUCAAUUGAAAGAUGAUGUAUCAUCACCAGCAGGCUCAACUGCAUAUGGUCUCCAUUAUUUAGAACAAAAAGGUUUUAGAGCAGCUGUUGCAGGAGCUGUAGAAGCGGCAACCAUGCAGUGUCGUGCAGUCUCUUCUAAAGGGGAUAAAUGAAACAUUAUGUGAUAAUUUUAUUAAUAUAGUGAUAACUGCUGUGUAAUUUAUUUUAUUGUAAAUAUAUUUAGAAUUUUUAUGA
This is a messenger RNA of Psylliodes chrysocephalus, 1100 nucleotides long. Lineage: Eukaryota; Metazoa; Arthropoda; Insecta; Coleoptera; Chrysomelidae. The record is from the annotation of a GenBank genome assembly.